GGCUUCGGGCCGGACGCUCGCCUCGCGGCGGUUUCGGGGCCCGGGCUGGGAAGGGGCGGUGUCUGGGCCCUGCGUUUCCACCCUCCCUUUUGUUCCUUGAUCGAGGCUUGCUUUUCUGCUCGCUUCCCUGAUUUCUUCUUUCUCCAGCAAGAAAGAUGGCAUCUGUUGCAGCUGAACCACAACUGAGUGUAGUGACCAGGGUGGCCAACCUCCCCUUGGUGAGCUCCACGUAUGAUCUGGUGUCCUCGGCUUACCUCAGUACAAAGGAUCAGCAUCCUUACUUGAAGUCUCUGUGUGAGAUGGCAGAGAAGGGCAUGAAGACCAUCACUUCUGUGGCUGUGACCAGCGCGCUGCCAAUCAUCCAAAAGUUAGAGCCACAAAUUGCUGUUGCCAAUACCUAUGCCUGUAAGGGGCUAGACAGGAUUGAGGAGAAGCUGCCUAUUCUGAAUCAGCCAACAAAUCAGGUUGUGGCCAAUGCCAAAGGGGCUAUGACUGGGGCCAAAGAUGCUGUGACGACGACUGUGACGGGGGCCAAGGAUUCUGUGACCAGCACAAUCACUGGGGUGGUGGACAGGACCAAGGGAGCUGUGACUGGGAGUGUGGAGAAGACCAAGUCCGUGGUCAGUGGCAGCAUUAACACCGUCCUAGGAAGUCGGAUGAUGCAGCUGAUGAGCAGUGGAGUAGAAAAUGCACUCACCAAAUCGGAGCUGCUGGUCGACCAGUACCUCCCUCUUACUAAGGAUGAACUAGAAAAAGAAGCCAAAAAAGUGGAAGGAUUUGAUAUGGUUCAGAAGCCGAGUUACUAUGUUAGACUGGGAUCUCUGUCCACCAAGCUGCGCUCACGGGCCUACCAGCAGGCCCUCUGCAGGAUUGAAGAAGCUAAGCAAAGAGGCCAGGAGACCAUUUCUCAGCUCCAUUCCACCUUUAACCUGAUUGAACUUGCCAGGAAGAAUGUGCAUAAUGCCAACCAGAAGAUUCAGGAUGCUCAGGAUAAGCUCUAUCUGUCCUGGCUGGAGUGGAAGAGAAGCAUCAGCUACGAUGAUACAGAUGAAUCCCACUGUGCUGAGCACAUUGAAUCACGUACUCUUGCUAUUGCCCGGAACCUGACUCAGCAGCUCCAGACCACGUGCCACACCCUCCUGUCCAACAUCCAGGGGUUACCGCAGAACAUUCAAGAUCAGGCCAACCACUUGGGGGUGAUGGCUGGUGACAUCUACUCUGUGUUUCGCAAUGCUGCCUCCUUUAAAGAAGUGUCUGAUGGCCUCCUCGCUUCCAGCAAGGGGCAGCUGCAGAAAAUGAAGGAGUCUUUAGAUGAUGUGAUGGAUUAUCUUGUUAACAACACACCCCUCAACUGGCUGGUAGGUCCCUUUUAUCCGCAGGUGACCGAGUCUGAGAGUGCUCAGGCCCCAGGUACAGCCAGGAGGCCUGGCAGGCGGAGUAGAAAACACCCUAAACCUGUCCCUGUCAGCAAUGCACAGGGCAGCCAGCCAGAUGACAGCUCCUCUUGAGCUGACACACCUGCUAGACAGCUCUGAAGUAGGCAGGCAGCUAAUGAGGCAAAAAGGUCUCCACUUCAGUCAUUUCCAACUGGCAUAAGAGCUAUAAAGUUUCUGUAUUAGUGCAUAAGUUCUGUUACUUGAAAGAAAGUGAAAGUGAAGUCGCUCAGUCGUGUCCGACUCUUUGCGACCCCAUGGACUGUAGCCUGCCAGGCUCCUCCCUCCAUGGGAUUCUCCAGGCAAGAGUACUGGAGUGGGUUGCCGUUUCCUUCUCCAGGGGAUCUUCCUGACCCAGGGAUCGAACCCUGGUCUCCUGCAUUCCAGGCAGACACUUCAACCUCUGAGCCACCAGGGAAGUCUGUUACUUAAUUGGCUGAAAAGAAAAGAAUAAUAGAGUGGUCAGAGCCUGUCUAGAAGUCUCACAUGUUUCAGGGCGUUUAUGGCCUCAUUCUUUUGCUACUUACUGUUGCUGUCUGUACUGAAUAAAAACACCUUCCUGUAGGCUGCUGUAUGAAUUGGGGUCUGCUCUGAGCAGGCCUCAACUCUGGUUUGUCUCACAAUGCAUGCUUGUGUACCCUGGGUUUUCUAUUUUUUCAUAAAGA
Budorcas taxicolor (takin) is the source of this 2098-nucleotide messenger RNA. RefSeq names its product perilipin 2 (gene PLIN2). Bases 156 to 1508 code for a protein of 450 amino acids. Lineage: Eukaryota; Metazoa; Chordata; Mammalia; Artiodactyla; Bovidae. The record is from RefSeq and is a predicted model, not a curated record. Gene Ontology annotation, cellular component: cytosol; lipid droplet. Gene Ontology annotation, biological process: lipid storage; positive regulation of triglyceride storage. The transcript has 8 exons.